This is a messenger RNA of Cynara cardunculus var. scolymus (artichoke), 606 nucleotides long. RefSeq names its product kinesin-like protein KIN-5B. The transcript has 4 exons. The coding region runs from base 59 to 583 and encodes 174 amino acids. The record is from RefSeq and is a predicted model, not a curated record. NCBI's taxonomy places the organism in Eukaryota, Viridiplantae, Streptophyta, Magnoliopsida, Asterales, Asteraceae.
GGGAGAGAAGCCAUUGUUUCCGCCAUUUUAAUUUAAAGGUGUUUUCAUAGUUGCAAAGAUGUCAAGCAAACCUACACUAUUGGAUCAAGAACAACAACAAGCGCAAAGCAUGGUUCGAAUGAAGAGCUGUGGACUAAGUCAUGGAAGCCCCGUGAUCGACUGUGAUGAUGAACUAUCUCGAUCCGCCUUGUUUGCUUUUCGAGCUAAAGAAGAAGAGAUCACACAGAAGAAAAUGGCGGUGAAGCAAAAGGUUGAGGCUCAGUUAGGCCGUGUCGAACAAGAAACCAAAAAGUUGGUCGAAAUUCGCAAUGGUCUUGAAGCACUGGAGGAUCCAAGUUGGAAGGAAGCGGCAAUUGUAAGAAAGAAGGUUGACUCGGUCAAUAAAGAACUAAAGUCGUUGGGACAAAAUUGUCAUAAAAAGGAAAAGGAAUAUAGAGAAGCUGUGGAGGCCUUCAAUGACAAAAACAAGGAGAAAGGUCAACUAGUUACCAGAUUAAUGGAGUUGGUUACUGAAAGCGAAAGGAUGAGGACCAAGAAACUUGAAGACAUCAGCAAACAAAUUGAAUCCUUUGUCAAAAUUUAAUUUAAAUUGAAUUCUUUCUUUCU